Molecule: messenger RNA, 822 nt
Organism: Aspergillus tanneri
Lineage: Eukaryota; Fungi; Ascomycota; Eurotiomycetes; Eurotiales; Aspergillaceae
Exons: 2
Coding region: 1-822 (273 amino acids)
Source: RefSeq, a predicted model, not a curated record
AUGGUGAACUGGAAGAACCCCGAAUCGACGGAUCGCCUCAUCGCGGCGUUGAUCGCUGCCCAUCCUGCCGUGAAGCUAGAGUACCAAGCUAUGGCGACAUACUUCGGCCAAGGAGCCACCUACGACUCCAUCGAAGGCCGAUUCCGUCGUUAUCGAAAACUCGCUGAAGACCUGCGAACUGAAGCUCGCAACCGCGGCAUCACAGACAUCCCUCGCAGUGCUCGAUCGGGUGCAUCGACACCACGAACUCCACGUGGACCUCGAGGCGUGACCAAGGUGUCGUCAGCGUCGUCAGGCAGAGGCAAAGACGCCGGUCGGACGGCCCUGUCGUCGCCUACGAGACGCGGCAGCGGUCGCCGCUCUGCCAAUGGUGGGGGAAUGAGUAUCAUGGAUGCAAUAUUCCUGGAUGACGAGACGCCCGAGGAAGAUACCAAAAUCAAGACGGAAGCGGCACAAAUCCUAUCGGGAAUAGGAGGUGUCGUCGCGACCGGUCAUAUCCCGGACUUGGAGAUCAUCAGUGAGUCGACUGUCACUGCAUCUGCAUCUACUACUACCACCGAACCUGUCACUCCCAAAGUUGAGGACUCGAACCCGUCGACGAAUAAUUUUUCGUCCACAUACGGCACCAUCAAGCAUGAAGACCAGGCCAACAGCUUUAUGGGUGACUCGACCGGGGUGGCGUCGUCUAUCGGUUCGAACGGAUGCGGUGCGACUCUGGACCAUGUUGCGAUGGAGGACGAUCCAUUUAGUAUCUCGGGAAUGUAUUUUCCCCAUGGACAUGCAGGCUACGACAUGGAUGAUAUCUAUGGUGGCGCGGCAUGA